Alternaria viburni is the source of this 438-nucleotide messenger RNA. RefSeq lists its product as uncharacterized. Lineage: Eukaryota; Fungi; Ascomycota; Dothideomycetes; Pleosporales; Pleosporaceae. The transcript is spliced from 3 exons. The coding region runs from base 1 to 438 and encodes 145 amino acids. The record is from RefSeq and is a predicted model, not a curated record.
AUGCCGCUCUGUUCUCGUCCAGCGACUCCCUCAAAGAAAUGCUGGGGAGACGUACUCCGACUCAAGAAGAAGUACCAGAAGUUGCGCGCAAACAUCGAGACGCACAAGGACAACAUCAAGGCCAUUAAAGACGGCAUGCCCAACAAGAAGACCCCCAACAAGAUGCUUCAAAAGGUGAAGGAACUCGCUAACUGCGUCGAGCGCCAGAAUGCUCGCAAGUUAACCUCGCAAGCGAUGCUCGAGGUCCUAGAGAACGACGUCGAAGCCUGCGAUGUUGACUUCCAAGCCACUGCUGGUCCCCUGUGGACCGAGCUUGGAGAGCUGUGCAAAGCCGCGGAGAAGAACGACAAGGCUGCAACCGAGAUCGGUUUCAGACAGCUCUUCCCGAGAUUCCCGAGCUGGCAGUUAACCUACCGACUACGUCGACAACUGCCCUAA